AUAUAUAGUAAGUAUGCUCAAGUUUUCGAUCUAUAGUCGCUGAAAUUGAAAUAAAGGUUAAUACAAAAAUUAUUGUGUUUAUCUAGGCCUGCUGAGAAAAUACUGCACGGAUGUAAGCAAUGGGUUCUCAGUUUGAAAGCAUGUCUGGAUCCGUAUGGCGCCACCACGUUUUCACUCAUUUUUACGAAAAGGGAUAUUUGAGGUAAAUUAGAUACUAUCGAAUGAACAACAGAAACUUUUCCGCAUGUCUUUUGAUUUUCCAAGCUAUUUAUUUUAACAACAAUGCACGAAGUUGAUAAGAAAAGUACAUGUACAUUGCGUUGUGUGUGCUGCAUGCAUGAUUAUUUACACCGCUAGCUAGCUGUGAGGGGUUUUGUACUGGGAGAACUACAAAUUGCUAUCUUGAGGUGAGACUAUGUUACUAAUAAAUGCACAAAAUUACCUUUUGGUAAGAAUUUUUUUGUUUCAAAAAGAGAAAGAAAGCCUGAAUUCCAUAUAAUUGUUCUAACGCUGUUAUACGCACCCCGUCGCAACGUAGUCUCCUACUCAAGAUUGCCGCGGUUGCUUUUUCUAGUUUACUUUGUUGGAAGUAAACGUAAACAUAUCGAUAGAGGGCGUCCUAAUACAAAAUAAUGGUUGUAUGUGUCUGACGUGUACGCUGCUUGCUAGCUGCUGGUUUCGAGAAUGAAAUACAUGCUGUGAAAUGGUUUAAAAUAGUCAAAAGGAGCCCACGAAUGACAAGAUGAUUGCCGACUUGAUCCUGUUCGGGACACUGAUGGUAAAUGCAGGUGCCGUCCUGAAUUUCAAUUUUAAGAAAAAGACAAGUGAGACAGAAGGUUUCGGAGAAAAAGACAUUUCGGAACCAACAACAGGUGACCAGAUCCGACAAUUCCUCCAGAAUUUAAAAUUCUUCCGAAUCUUCAUUGGGCUGUGGAACAUCUGUGUCAUGUUUAUGAUGCUUGUAUUGUUUGGUUCGUAGCAAGUGACUUGAAAGCAACAGUGUAUUCCUUCAAGAUGGACUUUGAAGAGAGACUGAGUUAACAAAGUGCAAGACGGUCAUUGUAAAUAUUAAGGACUACUUCAUGGUGUUGCCUUCACCUCAGGCUGUGAAUCUUGACAUCACACGUUUACCAAAUAACUGUCUGGGUAAUUAAUUAAUUUAUAUCGUGGCUUCUUAUAUAGCCCAUAUCCGUUUCUCUUUAAGUGGUAACUUGUGAUCAAGCGAGAACUUCAAAUGUAAGUGUUUCAUUUUGACUAAGUCAUUUUACCAGACAUUUUUCAAAUCUAACUCACAAUUGGAUUAUUGGGUAUGUGGUCUACCCACUUUGCACAUUCUAAAUUAUGGUAAUUUAUAAAAAAGAAAUUCAGUCAAAGAGCAACUGUUCCCCUCUCAUUCUUCUUAGAUCUUGUUACAUGUUUAACUGUCUGCAGAUUAGGGUAACCGUGUACAAAUAAGAUUAGUAAGAUUUAAAAAAAUACUUUGCAUGACCACAGGCAUCUGUUACAUGUUCAAUAAAAUCUGCAUAAUUGCUUGUAAACAUUAGUCAAUCAAAUUGAUAGAGCGGAUGGUGCAAUCAAAUUGAUAGAGCGGAUGGUGCAGAUUAGGGUAACCGUGUACAAAUAAGAUUAGUAAGAUUUUAAAAAAUACUUUGCAUGACCACAGGCAUCUGUUACAUGUUCAAUAAAAUCUGCAUAAUUGCUUGUAAA
This is a messenger RNA of Asterias rubens (European starfish), 1707 nucleotides long. RefSeq names its product small integral membrane protein 7-A-like. Lineage: Eukaryota; Metazoa; Echinodermata; Asteroidea; Forcipulatida; Asteriidae. The transcript has 5 exons. The record is from RefSeq and is a predicted model, not a curated record. The coding region runs from base 743 to 979 and encodes 78 amino acids.